Messenger RNA from Anopheles gambiae (African malaria mosquito), 1584 nucleotides. RefSeq lists its product as uncharacterized. The transcript is spliced from 3 exons. Lineage: Eukaryota; Metazoa; Arthropoda; Insecta; Diptera; Culicidae. The record is from RefSeq and is a predicted model, not a curated record. Bases 671 to 1525 code for a protein of 284 amino acids.
GAGUUCUAAUCGGAUGUCGGAGUUGAUCACUUGACACAACCGUUGGUUUGUAACAACCGGGCGGCAUCGCACCGGCAUCACGAAACUAGCUUUCAUUAGUGGGAAGUUGCACCUCGUCCGGACCCAAACCGUUGGCUUCCACCAUACGCUGGCCACUAAUGGCACUGCUGAUUAUCGUUCAAUUUGCACCAUUUAGUAGCGUCGCGAGUAAAGCGAACGGUUUUGGGAGGUAAGUGUACUGUGGUGCGUCUCGGUUUGUGCACACCACCAAAGUGCAUUCUAAUGAGGGACAAUCGUUGGGGCCGGGCAGGUGGCAAUUGUGAAAAAUCACGACCCACCGUUUCUGGCAAUUUCCAUGUCCAACGAGAUGAUAAGUGUUACGUGCCGCACGUCAGCAGUGUGCGUCGGAAGUGAUGGCUUCCAGGCGGGAUCGCGAAGUCGUCGCUUCCUGUUUUGCCGGGCCGUGUGCUGCGAGCCGAGAAUAGAUCGUGGAUUGUGUAAUUUACAUCAUGUGCUGGUGCCCGUAUUCAGGUGCAGAUCACUUGAUCGUGUGUCAGCAUAAACUCACCGUUGCGAAAUCAUAUCGGACGGAGCGGGAGAGAUCGGGAACGGGGACGUUCAUUGGGGGGGUAAUCACGAGGAUGGACAUUUGUCUAGUGUGGUUGUACCGAUGAAAACAACCAGUGGCUGGGGUGUCAAACCCACAUGCAAGUUUGAUUACAGCGUUCGGUACGAUCGUGCUCCGUUCGCUGGCACGAUGAAGCGCACUUUCGAUUACCAUCCGCCAACGAUUUGCUACGACAAGCCAGCGAUGGCCGUCGUCUCCAAAGACGAGUACGAAUCCCGUCGGAUUCGGGCGCUGGCCGGCACCCGCGUGCUGGAGCUGAUCGUGCCGAAACGAUCGGCCCGCACGUGGACGAUGCAGGCCGGCGAUGUGUGCCGCGUGUCCCUUCCCGAAGGGUCGCAGGUCGGCGAUUUGAAUCUGUGGAACCUGGAGCACCCCCGGCAGGAACGGUUCUUUUCGGGCAAAACGCGCCAGAUCCAUUCGACGCACCUGAAAACGUACGAUCGGCUGUGGAGCUGCUUUCCGUACCUGCGGCCGAUGGCCACGUUUGUGCGGGAUUCGCUCGCAGACUACGGCAUCGAUCGGGAUGGCGGAUCGCUGCACGAUGUGGUCGGGACGAGGUGUGAUGACUACAUCUACAAGCUUAUUACGGGGCAGGAUCGGUUCGGCAGCUGCCACAGCUACCUGACCGAGGCCGUGAAGGAGCACGGUUUGGGCGAGGAGGAUGUGCACGACACGUGGAACAUUUUCAUGUGCACCGGGUUUACGCGGGACACUCAGCAGUACUUUUGUAAGCCAAGUCCCGCUCGGAAAGGUGACUGCAUUGAGUUUUUGGCGGAAAUGAAUCUGCUCGUUGCGCUCAGCGCUUGCCCGCAGGGUGAUGUUUCGAUACAGGUCGGCCAGAAAGUGCCGGACGAAAAGUGUUUCCCAUUGCUGGUGGAGGUUUUCCGAGCGAAUUGAUGCGCUGUGCGAUAGAAUCAAGACCAUAAUACAUUAAUACAGCUCUUUAUUAAAUUAAA